AUGUAUCCUCUUUUGCACUUUGUCUGCAGUAGCGGUGCGUCCGUUGUGCUGGAACGACUUCCAGUGUUGUGUUGUGCAAUUUCUAUAAAUAGAUUAAAGAAAAUUACGAGGAAUAUAAAAUGACGGAAUUAAAUCCAAACAUACAUCUUGAAAUGAAUGCCGUCGAAUUACAGCAGGAGUAUUAUGAAACUAUCGGUGAUGCUGAUUGGGAACUAUUCGAGAAGAAGGACAGAAAAUACCUUCUGCAGAAGGUAGCGGUUGCUCUUUGCGGACCACCGACAAUUGAAGGCAACUUAAUGGAGACUGGGAAUGACAGUGACGAUCUCAAAUUGCAAGGAUACGAAGCUGCAGACGAAGAUACAUGCAUGAAUGUUUUUAAUCGGAUCUUAGAACAAGUAAAAGGGUGCCGGGUAUUUAUCGACCACGAUGGCAGAGAGUAUCAAUCUUGGGAUGAUUACCUGACCAACAACAAACUUCCGAAAUGUGUGAUGGUGGUUCCUCAAAACGGAGAAUAUUCUGGAACGAUCGUCGAAGGGGAAGGUGAAAUGCUGAAAGUAAACCUGACAGUUAUAGGUUCCCCAGAGCUGGGUACUCAAGCACAAGUGAUAAAUGCUGCAGACAAAAUAAGUACAGCGGCUAAUGUGGGGGCGGUGGUCGCCGUGGUGGGGUCUCUGUUCGCGGCUCCCGCCGUAGCCCCGGUGAUGGUUGGAACAGCAGUGGGAGUUGCCACCGUGUCAGGAGUUUACGGCAUCGGAAGGUCGAUCGGGACUUUAGUUGACAGAGCUCAGCAUAAGCAGAGCAUUGGUUUAGACAACAUGGAAGCUCGUUCUAACUGGAUAAAUAUUAUGAUAUCUACUGCCGGUCUCUCCUUUACUGCAGCUGGCAAACUCUUGACUUGGGCUGCGGCGACCGGAAGAAAUGUCAAGAUACUAAUGAGUGCCUUAGACUUUCUUAGGUUCACUAAUAUUGCGUCUGGGUUUAUUGGAGUAGCCAACGGCCUAGGAGACAUGAUCUAUAAGUUCAAGAGGUAUGGUACGACACCCUCCACGCUCGAAGUGUUCCAAGUCACAACAUCCUUCCUUUUCCUUGGCAUUGGAGUGAUGUCAAACCAAACUGCACAGGAAAUCGUCCAAGACGCACAAGCUAACAAAAUAAAUGAAAUCCGAGAAUCUUUAUCUAGCAACAACAAAAGGAAAAUAUUUGAUAAAAUAACGGCAGAAACCCGGAGAUUAAAAGGCCCUAUAGAUGGCAACGCUGAUGUCAUUAAAGGUCUUAAGACAAUAAAUAACAAGGACGAAUUCUUUGGAAAACUAAAGUAUAUGAACAAAGCUUUUAAUAAAAAUAAAGUAAGAAUAUCAUUGGGUUCAGAUGGAAAAGUGAUUAUAAAUAACCAACACAAAGUAAGUCUCUCGAAAAUAUACAAGAUUGGUCCUAAUGCUCGAAAUCAAUUACUAGCGAAAUACGGACCUGCGAAGAUAACCAGCAAGAACGUUCCAACAAGAAUAUACCCCUCGCACGUGGUGGCUGGCAACUCAAACGCACCAGCCUCAGAGCUGGGGUGCACUAUUCGAUCCGAAGAGAUACUCAAAAUUUCAGCAUUCCUCAUUAAUUUAAGUAAAGCUGACGAAGAAUUUAUUCUAGAUUUACUUUCCCUAAUAUCUGAAGAUUUACACCAGGCCUUUUUGUUCUUAUGUACUGAAUUGGUCAGUUCAUUAAUUCCCGUAGAAAUACAGUUACUAGAAUCGAUUUACCCUGAUUGGAAGAGGCGGCUGGUACUCUUUAUAUUUUACUAUUUCAAGUCAAAAAUAACUGAUGAUAUAAAUGAUAGUGUGUUUAUGGCUGUCUUGAAACACUACAUACGUGAAGGUAAAAUUGACAAUGAAACCCUCAUAAUACUUAAGAAGACAAUUAUGGAAUAUUUUAUAGAUCACACAGAAGAAGAACGAGCAGACAAUAACUCAUGGAAAGACAUUGACAAUUAUAUGAAGAUGUAUUUUGGAAAUUUGAAAAUCUUAAAAGUUGGCCAAGAGCUGGAAAUAGGACCACAUAGAAUCUUGGUUAAACAAAUUACAGUAGAUAAUUUGGAAACAGGACUUGCUAAAUAUUCGCAGAAACAAUGCGAUGUAUUAAUGGACCUUUGUUUAAAAAUUAUUUCAAUUUUAAGCAAGGAAGAGGUGUGCUGGUUGAAUUAUGUGAAUCCAGAUGAAGACAUAAUAAUGAGAGUGACCACUUUCCUUCUACAAAACUUUAACGAGUAUGUAGGGCAAAGAUCGGAGGUCGAUGAUAAUACGCUUGCUACGGCAACAUCUGAUCUUCUUGCGUGGCGUAAACUUCAAAAUGUUAGAACGCGGUACAACUGCGAGAAAUGCAACGGAUUAUCUUAUGUUAAAAAUUAGUCUGCGGAAAAAUAUGGCACGUGUAUAUAGUUUACUGUGUAUCUAAUUGACUGCGUGGGUGGCGAAGUACAGACAACGCUACAUAGUACCUACCUUCCCAUGCAAUUUCAUGUUAAGCGUUUGUGAUAGGGUAAAUUCGUCCAUAAAACGUAGUUGUAGGCAACAUUUGAAACAGCCCAAAAGAAAUUGAGGUGCCUUAUUUAAUUAAAAUAUUGUACCUAAGUAUUUUUUAUGUGAUAGUCUCAGAAUACAGAACAAAUAGUUCGGCUAACGAGUUAACGCAUUCUAUCUGAUGGUAAGUAAUCGUUGCCGCCCAUGGACACCCAAACACCAAAGGAGUUACAGGUGCGUCGUCGCCCUUUUGGGAAUUAUGGUUCCAAAGAUUUAGGGACGGGGGAGAGAAAGGAUUGUGCCUCCGGUAACCUCACUCACACGACGAAACACAAGG
Molecule: messenger RNA, 2844 nt
Organism: Spodoptera exigua (beet armyworm)
Lineage: Eukaryota; Metazoa; Arthropoda; Insecta; Lepidoptera; Noctuidae
Source: the annotation of a GenBank genome assembly